UAAAAAUUACUUAAAUAAUUUAAAAAAUAUAUAAAUAUAAACAUAUAUAAGAGUGGUAAAAUAAAACUAUAUGUUUUGUGUUUAAUAACAGGAAGAUGAUAUGGGGUUCAACGGUGCGACAGUCGAGGAUGAUGAUAAUUCAGAAUCAGACGAGGGUACGACCGAGACAUCUUCAGAGGAUGAAAAGAGGCGGUCUCUAAGUAGAACAGCCGUAAUAUGUACCUGUUGUUUUUGUGUGAAGCAAGAUGUUAAAAAAAAGUCUGUAAAAAGUGAAGAGAGUGACCAGAAAAGCGGUGAAGAAAAAGAGGAUCCAGUUAUGGUUGAUAUUGUUAGAGCUGUUGUAGUAAAAGCCUUUUACCACUGUUUGAAAAAACAACUUUUGGAAAACUGUGCAGCCUGCGCUGUAAAUAAGUCCAACCCUUUUAGUCACCCUUGUAUUUUUUGGGAUCGCUCAGAAGUAUUUUACCAGCUUAGACGUAUUUCUUCUAAACUGAACGCGGCCCAGCUGGUAAAUGUAAUUAUAGCUGAAGGCUACAAACUAAAAAAGCUUAACAUAACCACUGAAACUAUAACCAAAGUUGUUAAAAUGAUUAGGGAGGUUGGAAAAUCAUCUGACCCGGUGGCCUUGCUGGUAGAUCUGUCAAAAGAGGUGGCCCCCUAUAUUGGCCGAGCGGUGUGUAGCAGGGUUCGCCAAAUGGAUUAUAAAACUUUUUACAUGCAAGGUUGUGACCCUAGAGGCUUAAAAAAUAUAUAUUAA
Messenger RNA from Gopherus flavomarginatus (Mexican gopher tortoise), 757 nucleotides. RefSeq lists its product as uncharacterized. The record is from RefSeq and is a predicted model, not a curated record. The transcript has 2 exons. Lineage: Eukaryota; Metazoa; Chordata; Testudines; Testudinidae. Bases 101 to 757 code for a protein of 218 amino acids.